Misgurnus anguillicaudatus (oriental weatherfish) is the source of this 1846-nucleotide messenger RNA. It is a transcript of the gene actl6a, whose product is annotated as actin-like 6A. The record is from RefSeq and is a predicted model, not a curated record. Lineage: Eukaryota; Metazoa; Chordata; Actinopteri; Cypriniformes; Cobitidae.
GUUCACUCACGGUCCACCAUAAUCCCCCCGAAGAUGUCUCAUUCGCUUCCUUUGUUGUGAUCGUGAAAAUACAAAACGCACCGUUACGGUUUUGUUUUCACGCUUUAAAAUAAGCAACCAAGCAAUUCUUGUCUAUCAUUAUUGACCAGGCGCAAGAAUGAGUGGCGGAGUGUAUGGAGGCGAUGAAGUUGGAGCUCUUGUCUUUGACAUGGGCUCAUAUUCAGUGAGAGCUGGAUAUGCUGGAGAGGAUUGCCCCAAGGCUGAUUUUCCCACAGUGAUUGGUGUGACACUGGACAGGGAGGAUGGCAGUACACCGAUGGAGACUGAUGGGGAGAAGGGAAAGCAGAGUGGUACCACCUACUACAUCGACACCAACCAGCUGAGGGUCCCCCGAGAGAGCAUGGAGGUCAUGUCACCUCUCAAAAAUGGGAUGAUUGAGGACUGGGACAGUUUCCAAGCAAUUUUAGAUCAUACAUACAAAAUGCAUUUCAAAUCAGAGCCCAGUCUACAUCCAGUACUGAUGUCAGAAGCCUCGUGGAACACGCGAGCAAAGAGAGAGAAGCUGACCGAGCUAAUGUUUGAGCAUUACAACAUUCCAGCUUUUUUCUUGUGUAAAUCCGCUGUCCUGUCUGCGUUUGCCAAUGGAAGAUCGACAGGUUUAGUGUUAGACAGUGGCUCGACACACACAACUGCUAUUCCAGUGCAUGAUGGUUAUGUCCUACAACAAGGCAUUGUAAAGUCCCCUCUCGCUGGUGAUUUCAUGAGUAUGCAAUGUAGAGAGCUGUUUCAAGAGUUGAGCGUUGAAAUAGUGCCUCCGUAUAUGAUUGCAUCAAAGGAUUCAGUUCGUGAAGGCUCACCAGCCAUUUGGAAGAAAAAAGAGAAGCUACCUCAAGUUACACGUACAUGGCAUAACUAUAUGUGUAAUACUGUUAUACAGGAUUUUCAAGCCUCUGUGCUGCAGGUAUCAGACUCGCCCUAUGAUGAACAAGUUGCAGCCCAGAUGCCCACUGUUCACUAUGAGCUGCCUAAUGGAUACAACUGUGAUUUUGGAGCGGAAAGACUUAAGAUCCCAGAGGGUCUCUUUGAUCCUUCAAACGCUAAGGGUCUGUCAGGGAACACCAUGCUGGGAGUCGGCCAUGUUGUAACCACCAGUGUUGGCAUGUGUGACAUAGAUAUUCGACCAGGUUUGUAUGGCAGUGUAGUAGUUACAGGAGGAAACACUCUCAUCCAAGGCUUUACAGACAGACUUAACAGAGAACUCUCCCAGAAGACGCCACCAAGUAUGCGUUUGAAAUUGAUAGCCAAUAACACAACUGUAGAGCGGCGAUUUAGUGCUUGGAUUGGAGGGUCCAUUCUUGCAUCACUGGGAACUUUCCAGCAAAUGUGGAUUUCAAAACAGGAGUAUGAGGAAGGUGGAAAACAGUGUGUUGAUAGGAAGUGCCCUUAACCUGCCCCUUCAGCACCUCAAUGAGAUGGAAGAAAAAACACACCUAGUAGAGAAAGCCUUCUUAGUUGACUCGGGAACUAACAAGGACACUCACCUGUUUUUUUUGUGUGCAAACAAACCAUAUUUUAAACAAUUCCACGCGAUUGCACUCUUUUAUACUUUCAGAAUAUUUUCAUAUCCAAUUUGGCAACAAAGUUUUCUGACCACCUGAAUAAUUUUGAAAACAGUGACUGCAUCUUUUUUUGCCAGGAUCCCUCAAACCGUAUCAGUGCGUAUGACAGUUAUUUUUGUUUUGCACCACUGUUACAUCCUAGAAAAUAAUAAUCACAAGAAACCAAAUGUUUGUUAUGCUUUUAACAUUGAUCGGCUGUUUUGGGAAUAAAAUUGUUUUUUGUUAAA